UGGAGACAGCCUGUGGACAUGGCAACUGGGCAGUAGAAAGAGGCGACAGUGAACGAGAAUUCCACGUCGAGUGUUGUCGAGUCCUGUACUGGUGGCCGUGUUACCAUGACGAGCAAGUUUUAUUAUUCACUUUGAGGUGUGUUGCUAAUCUGGAGGUAACUAUGCAGUGCCCUCUUAAUUCACUCCUUACAGAGGAGUCUUCCUUUAUAAAUUUAUAUAUAGUGGCCUUUAUUAAUAUUGAACAAAUUAUACUCUUUAAUAUAUUUAUUGUUGCUGACAUUUUGUCGUGCAGCAGUUUUAUAAAAAAAAUCCCCACUCCAAGACGCAGAGAUGAAAGUUGUUAUUCAGAGAGUGAAAUCCGCGUCCGUCACCGUCGACAACUGCCUUGUCUCGUCGAUAGGCCGGGGCCUACUGGUUCUCGCCGGCGUGGGGAAGGAAGACACCGAGAAGGACGUAGAAUCGCUCGUUUCGAAAGUUCUCAAAGCCAAACUAUGGGCUGACGACGCAGGCGGGACGUGGAAGAAGAACGUCCAGGAUAUUGAAGGCGAAGUCCUUUGUGUCUCCCAAUUUACCCUCUACGGUCAAAUCAAAAAAGGCAACAGGCCUGAUUUUCGUGACGCUGCCGACGCCGAGACCGCGCGUCGACUCUACGACCUAUUUUACCGACGCAUGGGCGAGCUAUACAACCCGGAACGGAUCAAGAACGGCGUGUUCCAAGCGAUGAUGGAUGUCGAGCUCAAAAACGACGGGCCGGUGGGUGUAGAUUACCGCAGUGAGGAUGCGGCGGUAACCAUUGAGAUCAAUACGCAACUUCCCAAGUCCGAGAAGAAAUUUGGCGAUAAAAAGGACAAAUCUGCGGAAGACAAGGGGGACGAGAACAGGAAAACCAUCGAAUUCCAAUUCCCAGCAUCUCUGUUAGAAUGA
Penicilliopsis zonata CBS 506.65 is the source of this 924-nucleotide messenger RNA. RefSeq lists its product as hypothetical. Gene Ontology annotation, biological process: tRNA metabolic process. Bases 331 to 924 code for a protein of 197 amino acids. Gene Ontology annotation, cellular component: cytoplasm. Gene Ontology annotation, molecular function: D-tyrosyl-tRNA(Tyr) deacylase activity. The transcript has 5 exons. NCBI's taxonomy places the organism in Eukaryota, Fungi, Ascomycota, Eurotiomycetes, Eurotiales, Aspergillaceae. The record is from RefSeq and is a predicted model, not a curated record.